Messenger RNA from Lactuca sativa (garden lettuce), 534 nucleotides. RefSeq lists its product as uncharacterized. The record is from RefSeq and is a predicted model, not a curated record. Lineage: Eukaryota; Viridiplantae; Streptophyta; Magnoliopsida; Asterales; Asteraceae.
AUGAUCUCUGGAGUGUCUGACAUUUGUGGUACCUCCUACUCUGCAGAAAAAGGGCAUGCCAAGGUUUCCAAAAUGGAAAAUGAAAAAGGACCACAAAAAAACACAAUGAUUACCAACCAAAAGGAGAUCAUGUUCGAUGAAACGGACAUGCUAGACGUCCAAGAUCCUCACCACAACGGGCUAUUGAUUACUCUUUAUAUUGCCAACCACUUCGUCAGAAGGUUGCUUGUCGAUGGAGGAUCAUCAGUUAACAUCAUACUCGUGGAUGCACUAAAAAUAAUGAGCAUCUUGGAAUCUGAGAUAGUUACAAGAUCCUCAGUAUUGAUUGACUUCAGCGGAGAAACUAAACACACCAUCAGCAAGAUAAAGCUACCAAUCUACAUAGAGGGAGUAGAUUUUGUUCAAUGUUUUUGUGUAAUUGAUAAAUUAUCUUCUUAUAAUGUCAUAUUAGGUAGGCCAUGGAUCCAUGAAAUGAAGGCCGACCCAUCAACGUACCAUCAGUGCGUGAAGAUGUCCACCCAUAGGGGACAAUGA